Messenger RNA from Hippocampus zosterae (dwarf seahorse), 2340 nucleotides. Its product is annotated as DNA damage-inducible transcript 4-like protein. The transcript has 2 exons. The record is from RefSeq and is a predicted model, not a curated record. Gene Ontology annotation, cellular component: cytoplasm. Gene Ontology annotation, biological process: negative regulation of signal transduction. The coding region runs from base 1037 to 1618 and encodes 193 amino acids. NCBI's taxonomy places the organism in Eukaryota, Metazoa, Chordata, Actinopteri, Syngnathiformes, Syngnathidae.
GAGGCUGGUGACACGUGCCAGCGAGAUCUCGGUGGCCGAUGUGAAAAAUCCAUCCAAGCCAACCAAGCGUGACCCACUAAAACGAAAUAAUACCCGCCACCCAGACCCCCCCAAAAGAAAAAAACGAUCUUAAAGCUCCCGUGACCUCCUUCCUGAGUUCGAUGAGACGAUCUGCAACCUUUGUAAUGCGACUCUGGCCAAGUCCGUAUGAGUGCAUUCCCCAGUGACGGGGGGGUGGGGAAUGCACUUGUUUGCAUUUUCGUUCGCUUGUCCCACAUAAUGCACAGUUAAAAGGCUUGUAAGGAUUUUAUGACGAGGUAUAAAAUGUAGGUCAAGGUUUUUUUUUCCCCCUACUGUAUAUGUCCAUGUGUUGAAAGGCAGCUGCAUGUGACCGCGGGAAACCCUCUCUGGCCUGUCAGAUUCCUUGACCUCAGGCCAGCUGAGUGAGGGGGCGGGUUGGGGAGGGGGGUCAAGAUCCUGUUACUGAGACAUCAGCCAACAUCCAGAGUGUAGUAGCCAAAGUGUUCAUUGCAGGUGUUGGCCAAAUCAGAUUGUCCACGUCGAGCGUUCAUUCGUCUACUGUAUUUUUGAUUCGGUUAUUUGCUUUCUACUGUAUAAUAACAGUACAGUAUAUGUGUCCAGCAGCCAAAGUGUUCUUCGCAGGUACCGGCCAAUGAUUUCAUGCCGAGCUUGAUUAUGUAGCCAAUGAGAAAGGCCGUGGCACUUGAUUGGUCAAGCUUCUGAGUCAGCUGACCCCGGGGGAAGUUAUAAAUCGAUGGCGGCAGCGGGAGCAAUGAUUCGUCCGUUGCAGUGUCAUUUGUGGGUUCAUGUAACUAUAUAUUUGUAUGUUUGUCAUCUAAUUUAUGAAAAGGAAACUAUCCAAGUUUAUUUAUUGCUAACUAUAAGGUGAGUUUUUGAUUUGUGUGUGGUUGUCAAAUUCGGGACCUGAUGAGCUAAUCUCCAAUUCAUUACCCUCCCAACACACGCCUAACCCCCCCCCCCCCCACCUCAAGAAUAGUGAAGAAACUGCGUCAAAAUGGUUGCCACAAGCACCUUGAAACCCAAAUCAAACGAGUACACCUGCGACGUGGCUGAGUGGAGAAACGACCAGACUUCCUUCGAAAAGGAACCGGAUUUUUGGGAGCCCUGGUGGGCCGAGAGCCAGAGGAAUUCGGAAGCCACCAAGGACAGAAGCUGUCUCCGGUUGGCCAAAAUGCUAGAGAGCUGCCUGUCGCGAGCAAAAAGGUCGACCCUCCACUGUGCCACUGUGCUGGUCCCGGAGCAGCUCACGCGGCGGAUCGCAGGGCAAAUGCUGCGGUUGGCAUCCUGCGAGCCGUGCGGCUUGCGCGGCUGCGUCCUGGACGUCGUCCUGGAAAUGGACAAGGGCUGCAAUCGACUGGAGCGCUUGGUUUACGACGCCAGCGUGGUGCCCACCUUUGAGCUGACUCUAGUGCUCAAACAGGACGCCGCCGUCUGGCCCAGCUUGCGCGACUUGCUUUUUAUGGGCACCUGCUUCGCGCCGUCCUUUAGACGCGCGCUGAAACUGAGUCGAGGCUUCCGACUUGUCAAGAAAAAACUUUACUCCUCCUCGGGUGGCACAGUGAUCGAGGAGUGCUGAACUACAUACGUGCUCUUUGCCUCAGUCGUGAAAUGUACACUGUUUACAGUGCAUAUAAAAAGUGCACACUCCACUGUUUUAAUGUGAGGUUUUUAUGAUAUAAAAAUAUAAAACUAUGAUAAAUAAGUUCAAAACUUUUUCCACCUUUUAAUGUGAAUUAGAACAUGUCCAGUGCAAUCGAGGGAAAAAAAUGGAGAUGUAAAUACCCGGACUUUGAAUGUGAUUAAUUCUGAAUACUUUACAUCCAUCCCUAUUUUCAGAGGGUGUGCGCACUUCUGCAACCGCUGUUUUCCUCCAAUUGAGUGUUACAGGCCUCUAGUCACAUGAUGGGUGGAAAAAGUUAUAUAAUGGUAAAUGUAAUUUUCAUAUCACCAAACUCUCAAGUUUGAACAAGGGUGUGUGGACUUUUUCUAUGACUUGCAUGUUGAUUCUAUUUGCUCACGUUCCUGUCCGCAGUUCUCCUAUUUGCAUCACAUUUUUUGGAACUUCUCUCCAGCAAUGAAGUUCUCCGGCAUUUUUGGCUUUGUCGAUAUGAUGACUGCUUGGCAACAGUUAACAUUAAUUUAAAUAGCAGGCCUCAUUGCACUCGUGUGACCUUUUUUUUAAUGUCAUUUUUCCACAUCCACGCAAGUUUCGUCUACAUUUAAUGGCACUUUUAAAUCCGUGUUUGCAUUUGAUUGAAAUCUUUUUGCUGUCUCGUGGACUAUAAAACAUUUCGACCU